Messenger RNA from Aspergillus mulundensis, 1461 nucleotides. RefSeq names its product Carboxylic ester hydrolase. Gene Ontology annotation, molecular function: carboxylic ester hydrolase activity. NCBI's taxonomy places the organism in Eukaryota, Fungi, Ascomycota, Eurotiomycetes, Eurotiales, Aspergillaceae. The coding region runs from base 1 to 1461 and encodes 486 amino acids. The transcript has 8 exons. The record is from RefSeq and is a predicted model, not a curated record.
AUGAAAGUAACAGCUGCAGCCCUGACGGGUCUUAUAGUCGGUGCUCAAACGCUUGCUACUCCACAGAGUCAACUUAGAGUCCAGACAACAAGCGGUCGAGUUACCGGUUUCAUCAAUUCCGCAGCCCCAGAUGUCGCUCAGUGGCUAGGUGUGCCUUUUGCAGAGCCCCCUGUCGACACUCUUCGCUUUCUUCCUCCCGUGCGAAAGCAUUAUGCUGGAGAUUUGAUUACCACGGCCUACCAACCAGCAUGCAUGCAGCAAACCAGCUCAGUGCCGACAUUGUACACCGAGUACCUCCACGAGUUUCUGAUCAACGGGGGCCAGAGCGAGGAUUGUCUGUACCUCAAUGUCUAUGCUCCGCUCAAUCCGACCGAGAAGAACCUGCCAGUCUUCAUCUAUGUGCACGGAGGCGGGUAUACCAGUGGCGGCACCAACUCUCUGUACAAGAUCCCCGACAAAUGGGUUCAGAGUACCCAGAGCCACAUCGUUGUAACAAUCGCAUACCGCGUCAAUAUCUUCGGUCAGCCGAAUGCCAAAGGGCAAUACCUCAACGUGGGUUUGCUAGACCAGCGACUCGCGGUGGAAUGGUGCCGCGAUAACAUCGCCAGGUUCAACGGCGACCCAAGUCGGAUGGUCCUCUGGGGCCAGUCUGCAGGAGCCGGUUCCGUCGGACUCUACUCCUAUGCAUACCCUUUCGACCCGAUAGUGAGCGGACUGAUCGCAGAUUCUGGAGGCGCCAACAUCAUAUCUACGCCUUUUGAUUACGCCCACAGCAACUUCACCUACCUCGCUGGGCUUGCUGGAUGCGGUGGCCUCAAUGCUGCCGAUGAACUGAGAUGCAUGCAGAAAGUGAAUGCUUCGACGCUCGCUCAACUUGUGUCGAACACCUCCAGCAUCUCGUUCUCUCCGGUCGCGGACAAUGUCACUCGUUUUGCCAAUGUGACGGAGCGAGCCCGGGCAGGUCUUCUGGCUAACCUGCCCAUGAUCACCGGAAACAAUGCCAAUGAAGGGGCUUCCUUUGGCACUUUCAAUGCCAGUGGCGAGAGUCGCGAGAACUACGAGAUUGGGUUGUCGGCCAUCACCUGCCCUGUGGCCAGCGAAGUCAGAAACCGCAUCGAGAAUGGAUUCACGACGUACCGGUAUCUCUACUCGGGCAACUUCAGCAACAUCUCGCCGCUGCCGUGGGUUGGUGCUGCUCACAGUGCCGAACUGCCACUCAUCUUCAACACGCACUGGGAAUACCGGGGCAACUCGACGCAGUACGAGUAUGAAGUUGGUUAUGCGAUGCAGGACCUCUGGCUCGCGUUUGCGCGAAACUCGUCAGUCGACCCAACCAACCGAUACGGGUUCACCUGGCCAAAGGAUCAAUUGAAUAGCAAAACAAUGGCAGUGUUUGCGGCGAAUGGGACAAUCAAUCAGCUUGGGGCUGGUGCGGAGCUGGUCGAUUGGGAGUGUGCCUAG